This is a messenger RNA of Rhinolophus ferrumequinum (greater horseshoe bat), 6922 nucleotides long. It is a transcript of the gene TBL1XR1, whose product is annotated as TBL1X/Y related 1. Gene Ontology annotation, biological process: regulation of transcription by RNA polymerase II. Gene Ontology annotation, molecular function: protein binding; transcription corepressor activity. The transcript is spliced from 16 exons. The coding region runs from base 373 to 1917 and encodes 514 amino acids. The record is from RefSeq and is a predicted model, not a curated record. Lineage: Eukaryota; Metazoa; Chordata; Mammalia; Chiroptera; Rhinolophidae. Gene Ontology annotation, cellular component: histone deacetylase complex.
GCCCCCGCCCCUCCCCCCUCGGCGGGAGCACCUCCGCUCGCCACCUGGGGACCCGCGCCGCGCUCCCCGCCCCCGCCCGCCCGGCGCCCAUCCCCCGCGCCCUCCGCUCGCCGGGGUUAUAAUUGCCUCUCACCCCCCGGAGGGGUUAUUUUGGGGGUGGUUGGAGGCGGCGGCGGCGGCGGCGAGGAGGGGAAUUUCCUUGUGCCUCCAUUCCUGGGAGGGGGGAGCGGCGUCGGAGGCCACCGUUUCCAGCAUCAGCAACAGCAACUUGUGAUUGGCGGUACCGGAUAUUCAGUGGUACAUCCCCACAUCAAUGCACUGCCAAUGGGUUAUAUCCUGUGUUGUGACCUCAUGGUUUAAGUGGGAAUAAAGAUGAGUAUAAGCAGUGAUGAGGUCAACUUCUUGGUAUAUAGAUACUUGCAAGAGUCAGGAUUUUCUCAUUCAGCGUUUACCUUUGGUAUAGAAAGCCAUAUCAGUCAGUCAAACAUAAAUGGUGCCCUUGUCCCACCUGCUGCAUUGAUUUCCAUCAUCCAGAAAGGUCUCCAGUAUGUAGAGGCAGAAGUUAGUAUUAAUGAGGAUGGUACCUUGUUUGAUGGUCGACCAAUAGAAUCUCUGUCACUGAUAGAUGCCGUAAUGCCUGAUGUAGUACAAACAAGACAACAAGCUUACAGAGAUAAGCUUGCCCAGCAACAAGCAGCAGCUGCCGCAGCUGCCGCAGCUGCCACAAACCAACAAGGAUCUGCAAAAAAUGGAGAAAACACAGCAAAUGGGGAGGAGAAUGGAGCACAUACUAUAGCAAAUAAUCAUACUGAUAUGAUGGAAGUGGAUGGGGAUGUGGAAAUCCCUCCUAAUAAGGCAGUCGUGUUACGGGGCCACGAAUCUGAAGUUUUCAUCUGUGCCUGGAAUCCUGUUAGUGAUCUCUUGGCAUCAGGGUCUGGAGACUCCACAGCAAGAAUAUGGAAUCUUAGUGAAAAUAGCACUAGUGGCUCCACACAGUUAGUGCUUAGACAUUGUAUACGAGAAGGAGGACAAGAUGUCCCAAGCAACAAGGACGUGACAUCUCUAGAUUGGAAUAGUGAAGGUACACUUCUAGCAACUGGUUCAUACGAUGGGUUUGCCAGAAUAUGGACUAAAGAUGGUAACCUUGCAAGCACCUUGGGGCAGCAUAAAGGCCCUAUAUUUGCAUUAAAAUGGAAUAAGAAAGGAAAUUUCAUCCUAAGUGCUGGAGUAGACAAGACUACAAUUAUUUGGGACGCACAUACUGGUGAAGCCAAGCAACAGUUUCCUUUUCAUUCAGCACCAGCAUUGGAUGUUGAUUGGCAGAGCAACAAUACCUUUGCUUCCUGUAGUACAGAUAUGUGCAUUCAUGUCUGUAAAUUAGGACAAGACAGACCUAUUAAAACAUUCCAGGGACACACGAAUGAAGUAAAUGCUAUCAAAUGGGACCCAACUGGCAAUCUCCUGGCCUCCUGUUCUGAUGACAUGACUUUGAAGAUAUGGAGUAUGAAACAAGACAAUUGUGUCCAUGAUUUACAAGCACAUAAUAAAGAAAUUUAUACUAUCAAGUGGAGUCCAACAGGGCCAGGGACAAAUAAUCCAAAUGCCAACCUUAUGUUAGCAAGUGCAUCCUUUGAUUCUACUGUUAGAUUAUGGGAUGUAGACCGAGGAAUUUGCAUCCAUACUUUGACAAAACACCAAGAGCCUGUGUACAGUGUAGCUUUCAGUCCUGAUGGCAGGUAUCUGGCAAGUGGUUCUUUUGACAAAUGUGUGCACAUCUGGAACACACAGACAGGUGCUCUAGUUCACAGUUAUAGGGGAACAGGUGGAAUUUUUGAAGUUUGCUGGAAUGCAGCAGGAGACAAAGUUGGAGCCAGUGCAUCAGAUGGUUCAGUUUGUGUAUUAGACCUUCGGAAAUAGCGCUACUAGUUGGAAGCCAUGGACCGACUAUGAAUGUGUACAUAGCCAAAAUGACUGUCCCUGACCCACGUACUGCUAUAGUCCCACCUGAACCAUGGCCAGUCCACUACAGCCAAAUCUAAAAGAAAUAUAUACAUACAGUGUAUAUAAACAAAAUUGCACCCUGAAGAUGACAGAAUUUUAUCACAGCUUGUGAAUUCUGUUCACCAAGUGCUGGAAUCUAAUCUGCUGUGCCCCUAAAAUAGCAUUUAGAAGUUUUGGAUAUGAAAAACAGAAGAGAGAAAGAAAUAUGCAUUAUAAAAGCAGCCCGUACAUGUACCAGUUUUUGGAUACUAAUGACAGCCUUGUUUCUCCCCUUUGAAUCAGCAGACACCAUGGAUUAUAUUCUUUUUUUCCCUUCAGUAGUUGAGCAGUUUGUAUGUACAGAGAAAAUGGACUUAACAAAAACUUGCAGCAGUAGUUUGUUCUUGCUUUUAAACUUUGUUUUUGGUUUAGUUUAUGGAUGCAUGAAGUAAGGGAGUGAAUCAGUUUCUUGUUUAUAUUUUUUUCACCUUUAAACAAAAAAAUUCUUAAAAAUAUUUUAAUGCAUUCUUUUGAAAAGAUAAAUGUUUGGUACAUUUUAUGGCUCCCAGAGCAUAUAUUCAAUUGGUGCAUGUUGUGGAAGGGGAAAUUGGAAAUUAAAUGAAAAUAUUUGACUUUGGUCGCGUCAAUCUGUAAGACACAUCAGUAAAAGGGUAUUAUGCUCUGUUUUUUUUUUGUUUGUUUGUUUCAUUUUUUGUUUGUUUUUUGGUGAUGUGGCUUAAAUGCAGUAGUUUCUUUUUUGGGACAUAUUUCUGCCAAUUAAAGACUAGAAGGGCACAAAAUUUUUUUUUUUAAUACCAUAGAGAAGAUACAUUAAAAAAAAUCUUCUGAUGUUUUGUAGCCAUAACUAAAUUAUGGUUAAAAUGUGCACUAUUGUUAAAAGGAGCAAAGUAGAUUUGGGUUUUUUUUGUUGUUUAUUUGUUUUGCUUUGUUUUUUAAGAGAUUAAACUGUUUCUGGAUAAGGAUUAGCUUCUCAAAGUGUCCAUCAUUCUGUGUAGAAGCUUAAGUAUGUAAUGUAACCAAACUCCAGUAUUAAAAAUCUCUCAUGUUAUUUUUCUUUAUACAAAGCAAGAUAACGGCAUAUAACACUGCCAUUACAUGGCAAAAUGUUAGCUACCUUAGUGUAAAAACAAUCUUUAAAACAGAAGACUUGCUUCAAGGUGUUUUUAAAUAGCAGUGAUUCCCAUUUAUGUUUUUUUUAAAGUAUAAUUGCACUAACCUCCCUGCUGCUCUGAUUCUGUAUUUGUGGUACUUGUGACUACACUUUUUUCAAAUAUUGAUAGAUAUAAGCUGCUAUAUUUUUUUCCCAAAUAAUCACUACUAUAUCAUGUCUUUUUCUCUUCGUAAUAUCAAGUAUUUUCUUAAGGAUAUACCCGGUUUCCCUGAAAAUAAGAUCUAGCCGGACCAUCAGCUCUAUGUCUUUUGGAGCAAAAAUUAAUGUAAGACCCAGUCUUAUUUUACUAUAAGACUGGAUCUUAUCUAACAUAAUAUAAUAUAAGACCCAGUCUUAUAUUAAUUUUUGCUCCAAAAGACGCAUUAGAGCUGAUGGUCCGGCUAGGUCUUAUUUUCAGGGAAACACGGUAGGUAUCAGAUCAAAUCGCCUCUUGUGCUCAUGCAACUGAAAGCUAAAACUUACAGAAUUUACAAAUGGUAUCCUGGGGCUGUGUUUAUAUGUGUGAUUUAACAGGGUUUGUCAUGAUUAAGGUAAGAAUCCAGAAGUGUCAAUUUUGAAGAAAAUAGUUGUCAAAUUUAUAUUUCCAAGAUUUCAAUUAAGGAAUCACUUGUUAUCCAACAGCAAAUUUAUAACACUAUUUCUGUCACUAAUUAUUUUGAGGCUUUUACUACUAAAAUUUUAACCUGUGUUUUAAGUAGAAACUGAUUUAACCCAAAUAAUGCAGCUUUCGUUUUCAGCAUUUGUUGUUUUGCUAUUUUUAAACAACAGCAUUGAUUGAAGCAAGUCUUGGUUUUACUAAGGUAGGAUAGCAUUUGCUAUUGGUAAAGAAAAUAAAUACACUUAAUUCCAUAAUACAUUGUUAUAUGUACCCCAGUUGUUGUUAGUGGGGACUGUGAUACUGUAAUAAUAUUUUUAAAAUUUACAUCCAGAGAGGCAGUCAUUCAUGAUGGUUUUGUGCCAGCUGUUUUUAGGGUUUUGGAUCAUAUUAUAGAUAUUUAGAACUAUUACCCUGUGACUUAUGUAGGAAACCUAAUAUGCUGAGUAUCUGGCACUUGAAAUCCUGCUUUUAUUGCUGGAGGUCCACAUCUGUGGUUGACCUCUGUUAUUGUUUUAAAAAAAUAAAUAAAAAUAAAAAAAUCUGUGCAAUAAUUUUUAAAUGUGCUCCCAGGAAUAGACACAAAUGUUUUGAGUAUGUUUAAGCUGCAUUUUCCUUUAGCGAUGCAUUUGUCAAUUGCACUGAAUUUAAAUCUGAAAGUCAGAGGUGAUUAUUGAUAGUACUUUUGUAUUUUGAUAUGGACAGUUUAUUCAUUUGCAUACAGUUAUUGACUUUUUUCCAGCUGAUUAAAAGAUAGUCAAUAAGUUCCGCAAUAUAGCUGCCAAAAUAGACAGCUACGUUUUUAUGGUAGUGUCAUCUUUUCUGUUUUUUUUUUUUGUUGUUGUUGUUGUUGUUUUUAAAUCUUUUAGUAGCUAUUUUACUUAAGCAUAGCCACAAUAGGACAUAUAAAAGAUUAUAAAUACAGAGCUUUAUUAUCCUGAUGUCUUGGGUCUUUUAAGUAUAAACUUUAUCUGGAAGGUAUCCAUUUUGUAGGCUUGGGUUCUUCGUGAGCAUACAAUUGUUUAUUUUUGCUGCUGUUCUCAACAUCAUCAUUGCCUGCUGAUGUGCCACGAUGCUGCUCCAGUAGACAAAAAUCAGAUUGCCUCUAAUUUAAGCAGUAACAUGACUGUAAGAGACCAAGUUUCACAGCCUGUAAAGAUUUAUAUUUGAGGUUCUUGCUCAUUUUUCCUUCUGUUUUUUUUUUCUAAGAACUUAUUCCUGAAGAUCAACUGAUUCCAGCAGACUUUCUGUGGUAUUCAUUGUAUAUCAUUGUUGUAUAGGCUACUGUAAGAAUCUUAUCAUAAGGAAAAAUAGGAAGGAAAACUUGAAUGACUAGAAUACUCAUUGAUUAAAAUAGACUAAAGAGCAGCUGUCACUCUUAAACAUCAUAAAGGAAUAUCUUUUCUUCUCCAUGUAGGAAAUCCCAUAAGUUCUUAUAUUUGUUCCAGCCCCUAUUCCCUAUCGUUGAUCAGGUACCAUCAUUAACUUUCAAAUGACUUUUAGAAGUGGUAACUUUUAAUUUCCUAAUAGAUCUUAGAGUGUACUGAAUUCUGUUUUAAUUAAUUAUUCUCUAGGUAAGUAUGUUUUAGGAUUAAACACCUUUUACAGAUAACUGAAAGUGCCUCCUUUUGUGGUGUAAAAAACAAAUUAUGGUGCAAAAAGUAAUCAUUAGGUUGAAUUACAUGAAGGUUUUUUGCUUUUUGACAUACAAAAAUGUCAAGAGAAAGGCCAAAGAUUUGUACAUUUUCACUUAUAAAGCACUCCUUUUUUCCUUAAACUUCUUUCUGUCAAAUUAGAUUUAAUGAUAGAGUACUAUUUUUAAGGAGCUGUUUAUGUAGAAUGAUUUUGUUAAGAGUAAUGUAAACUAUUAUUGAGUAGAGGCCUGAAGAGGAAUAUGCAUUUUUGCUAUUUAAAGGAAUCACAAAUGACCAUCCUUAUGUAAGCAAAAAUGUUAAGUUUUGUUAGAGGAGCAGAAAAAUAAAUUUCAAAUACAGUGCUAUUUACUCAAAACAGUUUUCAUUUUCUUAAGCACAUUGUACAUUUCUAUAGUACCUGCGCUUAUUCUCACAUGCUAAGGACGGUACUUGCAUUUGAUGAAUUACUGUUGACAGUCUCCACAGAAAUCCUAUUUCAGUGGACCAACAUUGUGGCAUGGCAGCAAAUGCCAGCAUUUUGGGGGAAUAGCAGCAAAUCUACAAGAGACCCUGGUUGGUUUGUGGGUUUUUUUGUUUUUUUUUCCCUUUUGAAUCAGCAGGGAUGCAAGGAGGGUAGGGAAGUUAUGAAUUACUCCUUCUGGUAGUAGCUCUGAAGUGUCACAUUCAAUAUCAGUUAGUUGUUUGUUUGUUUUUAACAUGAUUCUAGUUAAUGUAGAAGAGAGAGAGGUAAAAAGAGGAAGUGUUCACUUUUUUAAUACACUGAUUUAGAAAUUUGAUGUCAUAUCAGUAGUUCUGAAGUAUUAAUAGCAUUCUUUAUCUCUGCCUUUACGUUGACAGUCUUGAAGCAGGGUGAAUAAGGCUUUUUUUUUUUUUUUUUCCCUCUAGUAAGCUGUUUCAUGAUGUUUUCUUUGGAGUUUCUGGAUAAGUUAAAGAAAACAUUCUGCAUGUUGUAUCUAGUCUAAUGUACUUAUCCAUCUCAUUAAAAACAAAAACAGACUGCGUUUUGUAGCUCUGUAAUCCCCAAAUACAGAAGUAAUUUUCUUCUUUCCUGACUUUGACAUUUAUCUAUAAUGUUCUAAUUUUGAUUUUUACAAAUCCUUUGGGUCUAAUUCUGUGAGCCUACCUAUAGCACUGGAUUAAAAUGUCUGCAUCAUUUCUUUAGUUAUCCAGUUAACUUUAAAACUGUUGUAAAAGUGUAAACCAGCCCAUGACAGUUUUUUGUACAUGUUAAAGAACUUUAUUGUUCAGUUUUCAUGGUUAUUGUGUAAGGAAGACUGAUUAUAGAUGUUCUGUGCUGUCCUGGACCAUGUUAAUUACACUUAUGAUGUCUUUUGGUUCCACAUCACAAUGAUUUGUCCCCAAUGACCCUUUUAUCCUUUCUAGGCACAUUUUUUUUUGUUGUUGUUGUUGUUGCAGUUUCCCUUUGCAUUGUAUUGCUUUGACAACUGUAAUUUGAAUCAGAUCUGAAAGAGGUCCAGAAUAAAAUAUAUUUUGAUAUUA